This is a messenger RNA of Puntigrus tetrazona (Sumatra barb), 2868 nucleotides long. RefSeq names its product calcium/calmodulin-dependent protein kinase 1Db (gene camk1db). Gene Ontology annotation, biological process: peptidyl-serine phosphorylation. Lineage: Eukaryota; Metazoa; Chordata; Actinopteri; Cypriniformes; Cyprinidae. Gene Ontology annotation, molecular function: calmodulin binding; calcium/calmodulin-dependent protein kinase activity; ATP binding. Gene Ontology annotation, cellular component: intracellular anatomical structure; cytoplasm. The record is from RefSeq and is a predicted model, not a curated record. The transcript has 11 exons. Bases 482 to 1585 code for a protein of 367 amino acids.
UCGUGCGGCUGAUGAUGAACGCGUCGUUAUUCUUGAUGCGGCAGGUGUACCGUUCCUGACGCAGUCUUCAGCCGUCUGCUGUCACCCCCUCGCACGCGCUCCCCGGUUAUUUACCGGGCAACAGUUGCAUCAUUUGUCAGCCGGUGCGGUACAACAGUCCUGCUUCGCGGCACCUCGAGAACGCGGCAUCACGCAUUUGCGCGCGCGUUGCACGUUCCGUCGGUUCGGCUCGAGCGCGGUGAGUCAGUGAGGCGGGAUUGGAUUGGUCGCCGUGCGUCGGUCGGUCCUCGUUCUGUUGGCGGUACCGUAACCGGGCGGCAUGGAACGGAAUGCGGGCAACGAUUAAAGCCGGUCACACGGUCACAGAGACCGACACUCGCGUUCGCGGCUUUAUUCGUUUGUGUUUUGUGUUUCCUGUAAGGCUGGAAAGAUUGACGCGUUAAGAAGGUUAUUCGGAGGCAGCGCUCACCCUGGAAGCACCAUGGCCAGGGGAAGCGAGGAAUCUGUGAAUGGAUCGUGGAAAAAGCAAGUGGAUGACAUCAGGAAGAUAUUUGAGUUUAAGGAAAUCCUCGGGACUGGGGCGUUUUUGGAGGUGGUCCUGGCCCAAGAGAAGGCCACAGGAGAGAUGUACGCCGUGAAAUGCAUCCCCAAAAAAGCACUAAGAGGAAAAGAGAGCGGAAUAGAAAACGAGAUUGCAGUGCUGAGGAAGAUCAAGCAUGAGAACAUUGUGGCACUGGAAGACAUUUACGAGAGCCCCACUCAUUUGUAUCUUAUUAUGCAACUCGUGUCAGGAGGGGAGUUGUUUGAUCGUAUCGUAGAGAGGGGUUUCUACACCGAGCAGGAUGCCAGCGCUUUAAUCAAGCAGGUUUUGGAUGCGGUGAACUACCUGCAUUCACUGGGGAUAGUCCACCGAGACCUGAAGCCGGAGAAUCUGCUCUAUUUUAACCCUCAUGAAGAAUCCAAGAUCAUGAUAAGUGAUUUCGGGCUGUCCAAGAUGGAGGGCGCAGCCAAUGACAUUAUGUCCACAGCCUGUGGGACGCCUGGAUAUGUGGCUCCAGAGGUAUUAGCACAGAAACCUUACAGCAAAGCUGUGGACUGCUGGUCUAUAGGAGUGAUUGCUUACAUUUUGUUGUGUGGAUACCCUCCGUUUUAUGACGAGAAUGACUCCAAACUGUUUGAGCAAAUACUGAGAGCAGAAUACGAGUUUGAUUCCCCUUAUUGGGACGAUAUUUCUGAUUCAGCUAAAGACUUCAUUAGUAACCUGAUGCAGAAAGCUCCAGAAAAGAGGUUCACUUGUGAUGAGGCUCUUCGGCAUCCCUGGAUAGCUGGUGACACUGCUCUCUGUAAGAACAUCCACGAAUCAGUCAGCCGACAGAUGAAGAAAAACUUUGCCAAAGCGAAAUGGCGACAAGCAUUCAACGCUACCGCAGUGAUCAGACAUAUGAGGCGCCUUCAGCUCGGCAGCAGUAUGGAUUCCUCUCAGCACAGGAAGAAUCCAACCUCCAUGCCAGGGAAGAGCCAGUCGGUCGAUGUUUCCUCAGUCCACCGCAGCGACUCCCUUGAGGAGGGUGUUAUCUUUGUCUAGGUUCAUCCACGAAAGCGUCAAACUCUUCCUCGAGGACGCCCGAGCGGCACACGCGGCCAUCCACGGUCACCACCAUCAUCACCGGCUCCAAAUGACAUCACUUCCUGUCAGACCGCUCACUUGACCGUUUGCACUUUGUGGAAAAGAUGUGUUUUCUUCUUUUUAAUGGUAACUUCCAUCGUCCACAGUCGCCCAAUCAAACCAGUUCUCCUUUUCUGGAAAGCCGAACGGCUCGCUACGAUUCAUAAACAGCGGCCUGCUUGAAUUUAGGGGACUCUCGAAUGGAGGCGACGAACCUUGAGAUGAAGAACAUCAGCUUGAGUCUUAAUAGAAGGUGUAGAUAAAACGAUUUGCGUUCAUCAAAGAGUUCACGUAACGUUUUGCUGCUUUAUUUCAACCCGCUGCUGUUUUAAAGAACCAAACGAUAAAGGCCAGAUUUACCAAUAGCCACGUUUAUUGUCAUCCAAUACGUAGAAAUUCGGUCUUGGGUGCGACUGGCAUUUAUUAAUAAGAGAAUGAAGGAUGUCAAUAUUGUAUAAAGAAACGGAGACGUUGAUUUGAAUGUUUUUAUCAGCAAUUUGUUUAUAUCAGUGAAAGAAUCUGGAGUGAUUUGUGUGUUAAAAUGAUGGUGAAAGCACUAUUUUGUGUAGGUUUUGGAUUAGUUUUGUAAGCUUUGCUUUUUUAAAAUGACUUUUGGUCACACUUUACAUUGCAGUGAUUAUGUUGCGUCGUAACACUUGGUGUAAAUUUAUUGCUAUCGCCACUUAAAUUACUAUCAAUAGUACGUUAUUAUUAAAUAGACACUGUAAUGUAAACUGUCAUCAUUCUUUGAAUUGUGGCUAACGGGGAGAUUGAUAAACGCUCGACCAAUAACGUGUUUGUUUUAUCACAGAUCUAUAUGAAAAGCGCCAGCUUCAGUGAAGGACAUAUGUAUUUGCCGAUCUUGUGUUUCAGUGAAGAAAACGAAAACGGCUGAAAUUGAACACACCGUCCGCUGUGCGAAAGCAAACACGGCAGUUUUUUCAGUUGAACUGAAGCUGUUUUGAUAUGAUGUGUCCGCUGAUAUACGACCGUGAGAGAUUCAAACAGUUUCUGCUCUAAAUCUUGCAUGUCAUCCUGGUCUUCAUGCCGGCCCUCUGAAUUUAGCAGCUGAGUGUCGGUUCUUUCGUUCAGGUCGCAGAAAUGAUGUAAGCAGUGUUUUCUCUUUAGUAGAUUUGUUCUGUGGUGAGUGUUUUUGGUGAGUGUAUGGUUUCAAAUUUUCAUUAAAGAUGAAGAUAACACCA